AUGGAGAACAAGAACGUGCCAGCAGCACCAUCAGAUACUGGCGCUACCGAAAAGGUCGAGACUAAACACAGUCAACAUGGUACGUGCUUAUUUGGCAGUUCUUCUCAGUCCACUGUUUCGGAUGUGAUCGCGACGCAAGACGGCAACGCUGUCGGAGAUGUUACACCAGACAGCGGUGAAACAGGAGAGGAGCUGCUCAUAUCGGAAUGGUCCAGCAUGAACGGUGCCCUUCGACUCGUGCCCAUUGCAAAUGAGUCCGAUCAACGAGUUAUUGAAACAGAAAAUCAUGUGAACCCGGAAGCGACACAAGAAGAGCUAAACGAUGACGAAGACGAUGCCGUAGUUGACCGAUCGUCAGUCUCGUCAACCAGCGAAUCGUCGAGCAUUGUAACUGAUGAAGAAAUGGAACAGAAGUUACUGCCCUGCAAAGAGACCGAUCCCAAUUGCCCUUUUGCCGAGUGCGACGUACACAAGGAGGAGUGUGACGUAUGCCAUAAAUACUGCCUAGUUCCAGGCGACACUGAGGACCGGCGCAUCCACGCUCUGGAGUGUGCCAAGCUGCAAAACACCGUGCUGAAAUGUGCCGCCGAGCUGGAAUUAUCGCGCGACAAGACGUGCAGCGUCUGCAUGGAGGUGGUGAUGGAAAAGCGACCCCGCGAGCAACGCUUUGGCAUACUGUCGGGGUGUAAGCAUGUAUUCUGCAUCAAAUGCAUACGCAGUUGGCGUAAGUCGGACAACACGAAACCCGUCAGAAGAGGCUGUCCAGUAUGUCGGGUAGAAUCCAGAUUCGUUUGCCCGAGUUUUGUCUGGGUGGAGGACCAUAAGGCGAAGAAAAUGUUGAUC
Molecule: messenger RNA, 843 nt
Organism: Anopheles moucheti
Lineage: Eukaryota; Metazoa; Arthropoda; Insecta; Diptera; Culicidae
Product: probable E3 ubiquitin-protein ligase makorin-1
Exons: 1
Biological process (GO): protein polyubiquitination
Molecular function (GO): metal ion binding; ubiquitin protein ligase activity
Source: RefSeq, a predicted model, not a curated record